GCCACGGGCAGGCGGCGCAGAAGCGGGUCGGUCUGUACUCCCCGCUCCUCGCCACACACACACCGAGAGGAUGAGGCUCACCGUGGGUGCCCUGCUGGCCUGCGCUGCCCUGGGGCUGUGUCUGGCUGUCCCUGACAAAACGGUCAAAUGGUGCGCAGUGUCAGAGCACGAGAAUACCAAGUGCAUCAGCUUCCGUGACCACAUGAAGACCGUCCUUCCGCCUGAUGGCCCCCGGCUUGCCUGUGUGAAGAAAACCUCCUAUCCGGAUUGCAUCAAGGCCAUUUCUGCAAGUGAAGCCGAUGCUAUGACCUUGGAUGGGGGUUGGGUGUACGAUGCCGGCCUGACUCCGAACAACCUGAAGCCCGUGGCGGCGGAGUUUUAUGGAUCAGUGGAACAUCCACAGACCUACUACUACGCUGUGGCUGUGGUAAAGAAGGGAACAGACUUCCAGCUGAACCAGCUCGAAGGCAAGAAGUCCUGCCACACAGGCCUGGGAAGGUCUGCAGGCUGGGUCAUCCCCAUUGGCUUGCUCUUCUGUAAGCUGUCGGAGCCCCGCAGUCCUCUUGAGAAAGCUGUGUCCAGUUUCUUCUCGGGCAGUUGUGUCCCCUGUGCAGAUCCAGUGGCCUUCCCCAAACUGUGUCAACUGUGCCCAGGCUGUGGCUGCUCCUCCACUCAACCAUUCUUUGGCUACGUAGGCGCAUUCAAGUGUCUGAAAGAUGGCGGUGGGGAUGUGGCCUUUGUCAAGCACACAACCAUAUUUGAGGUCUUGCCGGAGAAGGCUGACAGGGACCAAUAUGAACUGCUCUGCCUUGACAAUACCCGCAAGCCAGUGGAUCAGUAUGAGGAUUGCUACCUGGCUCGGAUCCCUUCUCAUGCUGUUGUGGCUCGAAAAAACAAUGGCAAGGAAGACUUGAUCUGGGAGAUUCUCAAAGUGGCACAGGAACACUUUGGCAAAGGCAAAUCAAAAGACUUCCAACUGUUCAGCUCUCCUCUUGGGAAAGACCUGCUGUUUAAAGAUUCUGCCUUUGGGCUGUUAAGGGUCCCCCCAAGGAUGGACUACAGGCUGUACCUUGGCCAUAACUAUGUCACUGCCAUUCGGAAUCAGCAGGAAGGCGUGUGCCCGGAGGGCUCGAUCGACAACUCGCCAGUGAAGUGGUGUGCACUGAGUCACCUGGAGAGAACCAAGUGUGACGAGUGGAGCAUCAUCAGUGAGGGAAAGAUAGAGUGUGAGUCAGCAGAGACCACUGAGGACUGCAUUGAAAAGAUUGUGAACGGAGAAGCGGACGCCAUGACUUUGGAUGGAGGACAUGCCUACAUUGCAGGCCAGUGUGGUCUAGUGCCUGUCAUGGCAGAGUACUACGAGAGCUCUAAUUGUGCCAUCCCAUCACAACAAGGUAUCUUUCCUAAAGGGUAUUAUGCCGUGGCUGUGGUGAAGGCAUCGGACACUAGCAUCACCUGGAACAACCUGAAAGGCAAGAAGUCCUGCCACACUGGGGUAGACAGAACCGCUGGUUGGAACAUCCCUAUGGGCAUGCUGUACAACAGGAUCAACCACUGCAAAUUCGAUGAAUUUUUCAGUCAAGGCUGCGCUCCCGGGUAUGAGAAGAAUUCCACCCUCUGUGACCUGUGUAUUGGCCCACUCAAAUGUGCUCCGAACAACAAAGAGGAAUAUAAUGGUUACACAGGGGCUUUCAGGUGUCUCGUUGAGAAAGGAGAUGUAGCCUUUGUGAAACACCAGACUGUCCUGGAUAACACCGAAGGAAAGAACCCUGCCGAAUGGGCUAAGAAUCUGAAGCAGGAAGACUUCGAGUUGCUCUGCCCUGAUGGCACCAGGAAGCCUGUGAAAGAUUUUGCCAGCUGCCACCUGGCCCAAGCUCCAAACCAUGUUGUGGUCUCACGAAAAGAGAAGGCAGCCCGGGUUAAGGCUGUACUGACUAGCCAGGAGACUUUAUUUGGGGGAAGUGACUGCACCGGCAAUUUCUGUUUGUUCAAGUCCACCACCAAGGACCUUCUGUUCAGGGAUGACACCAAAUGUUUCGUUAAACUUCCAGAGGGUACCACACCUGAAAAAUACUUAGGAGCGGAGUACAUGCAAUCUGUCGGUAACAUGAGGAAGUGCUCAACCUCACGACUCCUGGAAGCCUGCACUUUCCACAAACAUUAAAAUCCAAGAGGUGGGUUGCCACUGUGGUGGAGACAGAUGCUCCCUCCCGUGGCCCAUGGGCUUCUCUUGGUCUUCAUGCCCUGAGGGGUUGGGGCUAACUGGUGUAGUCUUCGCUGCUGUGCCUUACCACAUACACAGAGCACAAAAUAAAAACGACUGCUGACUUUA
Molecule: messenger RNA, 2332 nt
Organism: Mus musculus (house mouse)
Lineage: Eukaryota; Metazoa; Chordata; Mammalia; Rodentia; Muridae
Gene: Trf
Product: transferrin
Exons: 17
Coding region: 71-2164 (697 amino acids)
Biological process (GO): positive regulation of proteasomal ubiquitin-dependent protein catabolic process; iron ion transport; intracellular iron ion homeostasis
Cellular component (GO): apical plasma membrane; early endosome; cell surface
Molecular function (GO): ferrous iron binding; iron chaperone activity; enzyme binding
Source: RefSeq, marked provisional